AUGGGCGACGAAACAAGCCCUCCCGACCCUCACUCCCUCAUUCCAGCCUUCAAAUUCGAACGCAUCCUAAACCAAGACCAAGCAGGCCGCCGGAUAAUCCUCCAUGGCACACUCUAUACGCACCCCGCGCUCCUCAUCCUCGAACGCGCUCCCUUCCCCACCAGCACCUCCUACCUAAGCAGCCUCCCGCACACCCUCAGCACCCUCCGUAACCUCGGCGCAAACGACGUCUAUUUCUGGUACCUCGCCUCCUCCCCCUCCCCUCUCCCAUCGCCAUCUGCAAAUGUCGGGGAACUAUCAGAUUUGAAAAUCAACUUGAUAUACCCAUGUACUGCACAGCACGUCGCGAAAUACUCGCCGCAGGGCGUACGGAUGGUUACGGAGACAGCACAGGUAUAUUGGGAGAGGGUGAGGCCGUAUAUGGAUGGGAAGCGCCAGGGGGGGCGCUUGAAUUGGGUGUAUAAUAUCAUAGAAGGGAAAACCGAAGUCGAGGAUGUGAUAUUCCGGACCCCAUUGCAAGACACGCCCAACGACGAGGGUUUCUUAUUACUACCGGACCUGAACUGGGAUCGCAAGACGAUGAAUAGUUUGCAUUUGCUGGGACUGGUGGAGAGGAGGGAUCUGUGGAGCUUGAGGGAUUUGAGGAAGAGGCAUGUGGGGUGGUUGAGGCUGAUGCGGGGGAGGUUGGUGGAUGCUGCGGUGGGGUGUUAUGGUGGGGUGGGGGUCGAGGAGGAUCAGUUGAAGCUGUAUGUACAUUACCAGCCGACGUACUAUCAUUUCCACAUCCACAUCGUACAUGUAGCGUUCGAAGCGGGCGCCUCACAAGCAAUAGGCAAAGCGAUAGGGCUAGAGAGUAUCAUUGCGACGCUGGAGGCUAUGGAGGGGGGUGAGGACGCGGGGAUGGAGAGUCUGGAUAUGUGCUAUACGGUGGGAGAAGCGAGCGAGUUGUGGACUGGUAUUUUUGAACCUCUUAAGAAGGCGAGUCGUACAGUUUCUGAACUGCAAUGA
Molecule: messenger RNA, 1008 nt
Organism: Lachnellula hyalina
Lineage: Eukaryota; Fungi; Ascomycota; Leotiomycetes; Helotiales; Lachnaceae
Gene: nhm1
Product: m7GpppX diphosphatase
Exons: 2
Coding region: 1-1008 (335 amino acids)
Biological process (GO): deadenylation-dependent decapping of nuclear-transcribed mRNA
Cellular component (GO): nucleus; P-body
Molecular function (GO): hydrolase activity; RNA 7-methylguanosine cap binding
Source: RefSeq, a predicted model, not a curated record